Canis lupus familiaris (dog) is the source of this 411-nucleotide messenger RNA. RefSeq names its product reprimo, TP53 dependent G2 arrest mediator homolog (gene RPRM). Lineage: Eukaryota; Metazoa; Chordata; Mammalia; Carnivora; Canidae. The coding region runs from base 1 to 342 and encodes 113 amino acids. The transcript has a single exon. Gene Ontology annotation, cellular component: cytoplasm. The record is from RefSeq and is a predicted model, not a curated record. Gene Ontology annotation, biological process: regulation of mitotic cell cycle.
AUGAGCGCGGCGCCGGACAACCGCACGGACGCGGCGGGCCUGCUGCUGGCCCAGGGCAGCGAGGCGCUGGCGCGCGCGGUGCGCUGCUGCACCCAGGCGGCGGUGGUGACCGACGACGGCCCCGGCCCCGGCCCCGGCCCCGGCGGCCCGGACGAGCGCAGCCUGUACGUCCUGCGCGUGGUGCAGAUCGCGGUCAUGUGCGUGCUCUCGCUCACCGUGGUCUUCGGCAUCUUCUUCCUGGGCUGCAACCUCCUCAUCAAGUCCGAGGGCAUGAUCAACUUCCUGGCGAAGGACCGCAGGCCGUCCAAGGAGGUGGAGGCGGUGGUCGUGGGGCCCUACUGAGCGCCGCCCGCCCGAGCCCCUGCUGCCCUGGACCGUCGCCUUUCGGGGUGAAGCGCCCGGUGCCGGCGG